Molecule: messenger RNA, 1701 nt
Organism: Microbotryum saponariae
Lineage: Eukaryota; Fungi; Basidiomycota; Microbotryomycetes; Microbotryales; Microbotryaceae
Source: the annotation of a GenBank genome assembly
AUGUCGCUCCCUCUUCAACCUCAAGGCGCUCAUCACCUGCCCCAAGGCCUGGACGAUGAGGCCCCCUCGGCUUCCUCCUCGCCGUCGCCACCUCCCUCCCCUCAUGCGCUGGCCAACUCUGAGCCCUUCUCAAACCUCAAGGCGGAUGAGCGUCAUUUCGAAGACCAGAAGAAGAGGGUCCAGAGGAAGGCGCGUCUCGUUAUGGGUGAACCGAUACAGGAGCUCUCGUCCUCGGCCACAGCGAACGGCCCGCCGAGUGACGUCGUGCACGAGGGGGAAGCGUUGAAGGACAACGAAGCCUUGCUCGCUGAUGUACCCGAUGAUGCGCUCGAUCUGGAACUCACACACCAAAGGCUGAGCACACUGAGCGGUCUGGACCUGCAUCGGUUCACCCAAGUCGAGGUGAGUGCGGCUUCUCAUCGCGAGGCUCUACCUCCAGCUGACCCGCAAGAGGCAUGCGAACGAUUCACAGCGCAUCUCGUUGCGACAGAACCUCUUGACGUCCCUUUCGUACAGACCCUUACCACCACCAGCACUUGAGGAGUCGAUCCCGACCAUUGCUUCCGACGCCGCAGCUGCAUCUGCCACAGCCACAGCACCUCAGCACCGCGACGAGAUUGACGAGGACGAACUCGAUGACCCGGAUGCCAAAAAGAAGGAGGACGAGUUCCCAUACCAUGAGGUCCGAUCAGGCGAGGAACAAGUCCAGUGGCCAUUGCGAGGACUGAAGCAGCUCGAGGAGAUCGACCUGUACGACAAUAGUCUCAAGAGCGUCAAAGGGUUGGAGAAUCUGCCGAGCUUGAAGUGAGUCGGUGUGUCGACAUUGGGCUUUCGUAUCGCACAAUUGCUGACCAAGAGGACCUCCGAUCUGUAUGACGAACUAGAUCGCUCGACCUCUCGUUCAAUCUCCUCCGAUCCAUCUCUGAACUGGAAGACGAUUCGUCCGACUCGGCCUACGCCUACCCCGAAUUGACCCACCUCUACCUUAUCCAAAAUAAGCUCCCUCGUAUACAAGGCGUGCGACAUCGAACCAACUUGACCUACUUGGAAUUUGGUGGAAAUCGGAUCAGGGUACGUACCUGGAAUCUUAGCUUGCUUUGACGCUCCUCGGGCUGAUCACGGCUACCCCAUCAGUCGAUCGAGAACCUUCCUAUCUCUUCCAAUCUGAGGUCGUUGUUCUUGGGCAAGAACAAAAUCACCAAGAUCGAAGGCCUCGAAGGGCUAACCGGCCUGAGAACAUUGAGUAUUCAGAGUGAGUGAGAGGAAUUAGUGGUUUUCAAAGAUGGACGGAAUGCAACCUAACUGUGGGUCCAACACCCACUUGUAACAGGCAACCGACUGACCAAGAUCGAAGGACUCGAAACCUUGACCUCGUUGGACGAACUUUAUCUCUCCCACAACGGACUGACCGAGCUCUCCGGUCUCGAACACAAUACCCAACUUACGACACUUGAUAUCGGCCACAACAAAAUUUCAACGAUCGCUUCAACGGCAUUGAAGACCCUCGUCAACCUGACCGAGUUCUGGGCCAACGAUAAUCAAUUGACCGAACUGCCCGAGAUUGAGAGCAAGGAAUUGGAGACGGUGUAUUUGGAAGGAAACCCGCUGCAGAAGGAGUUGGGAGGGAACUACGAGAGGAGGAUCAUGUACAAGUAUCCUAGUGUGAAGCAGGUUGAUGCUGUGUAUCUGAAGAGGUCGUGA